This is a messenger RNA of Exophiala dermatitidis NIH/UT8656, 2968 nucleotides long. Its product is annotated as Ca2+/calmodulin-dependent protein kinase. The record is from RefSeq and is a predicted model, not a curated record. Gene Ontology annotation, molecular function: protein binding. Lineage: Eukaryota; Fungi; Ascomycota; Eurotiomycetes; Chaetothyriales; Herpotrichiellaceae. The transcript is spliced from 4 exons. The coding region runs from base 157 to 2667 and encodes 836 amino acids.
GCCAGGUUUACGAAUACCCUUUGUUUUAAUCAAUUCAACCGCAUUUCAAGACCGACUUCCGAACGAAGACAACCGUUAGAAUCUCCAUCUUUCCUCCCCCUCCUGAACAUGGCUAGAUGAGACUGAUAUCCGCGUACGAGCGCCGCCAAGCGCAUCAUGGCAUGGCAGUCGGGGGCAGGUGGCAGCGGCUUUGGAGGGCCGGCCGCUGGGGAGCCCAACGGCGUCCAAGCCUACACGCUGCAAGGUGUUAUGCGAUUUCUUCAAACGGAAUGGCAUAGGCAUGAACGGGAUCGAAAUGCUUGGGAGAUCGAGCGCGAAGAAAUGAAGAACCGAAUAGCCAUACUUGAAGGGGAGACAAGAACAAGCAAAGCCCUACGCACGUCUCUCGAACGACACGUUAAACUGUUGGAGAUUGCAUUAAAAAAGGAGCGCGAAAAGUCCCGGAAUCAAGCCAGAGGAGAGGUUGUCGAAACACAGAAGGACUCUAAGGAGCUGGCGCGGGAAGAAUUGAAGAGGAUUGGAAAAGAGUCGUUACUGAAAAAUAUCAGCCACCUCGACGCCGAGAUACAUGCAGACAAGCACUUCGGCCAAGGUAUACGACAGGAGAAAGAGCGUGAGAAGUCGAAGAGUUACCUGUCGAAAUGUUCCUCUGAAAUCACGUACCACGUUCUACCCACGAGCCAUGUCCCCCCGGACGUUAACGAUCCUGCGCUUCCAAGCAAUUCGAGUCAUCUCUUUUCAGGGAGGCAACCAUCCCAGCAAGAGCUCCAGGAGGCUUACUUGCAGCUACAGCAGAUCAAGCAGCAGCAGCAGCAACAGCAGCAGCAACAACAUCGGAAUGUUGCUAUGGUUAGAGAAAGUGCUCCUCAACAACACCCACAGUUUGCCGAUCCUACGCCUCUCUCACGCUCAAACACACAGGUCAAUAUUGAAGAGUUGCAAAGAGGCGCGGCAGAAAGAAGGGUUCCCCAGCAAUUCAUCCAAUCCGUCCCCGUUGCGGAGCCGCAAAAGAAUUUCUUCAACGAGCAACCACCGAUUGCUGAAGAUCAAGUGGAAUCCAUCUCCCACUCAUUUGACGCCUACGGCCGCGAAACCUCCUUGAAAGAGCGGCAAAACGCCCAAGUGGUGGAAGAGUCGAAACAGGAUAUCUCCGAUGGAUGGGAUUUCGACGAUGGGCCUCCACCUUCUGAGAAGCCCGCCGAAGCACCGCCACAAUACAGGCCAGAUACGGAGGUCUUCCCAAGCGCGAAUCUCAUCCCCUCCAAAUCCCCGCCUCGGCCUCCUGGAUCACACCGACGGAAAAGCUCAGGGGCACGGCGUAGGAGCGAAGGGAAUAAUGACGUGCGAGACCUUGCCUCAGCAAGAAUCGAUGCCUCCCAGUUCAAAGUUCGGUUUGCUAUGCGGGGACAUCUGGACGUCGUCCGGUCGGUUAUCUUCACAGGAGGCGGCAGUCCAGCGGAACCCGAGUUUUGUACCGCAAGUGAUGAUGGAUGCGUGAAGAGAUGGCACAUUCCGGUAUCCUACGCUCAAGCAGUUUCUGUGGGUGAUGAUCUAGAUCGGACCGCACAUUUCACGCAUCGUGGUCACAUUGGUGCAGUGUGCUCGCUGGCCGCAUGUCCAGCAUCACCAAACUUCUCCAGCGGCGGACGAGCUGCUGGGGACGGUUGGAUAUUCUCUGGCGGCGAAGACGCUACAGUUAAAGUGUGGGAACGCGGGCGGGUGGAUGCAAAAGCAACGUUGGAAGGUCAUAAAGACGCCGUGUGGGCGUUGUGCUGUCUUCCUGGAACGACAGGGACCAUACUUGGCGACCGAUGUUCCCAGUUUGGCGGACCGGAUCGUGUCCUCCUUGCGGCCGGCGGCGCCGACGGCACGAUUCUUAUCUGGGCUGUCAGCACGCCUCCUCAGCUGAGUUCACCUCCUGCUGGAAGUCGAUCGGCACGAGGCAGUCGCAGAGCGAACUCGAUAUCAGCCGGGUCUAAUUUUCCCACCUCGCCGCAGCCUAAUGUGGCCAGUACUACGCCCUUCAACUACUGCUUGGUACACAGAAUAGAAAGAGCGGACAAGCCGGCACCAACUUCUAUUUCGCCUUUGGGCCCUCGGGGAGACAGCUUCGUUGUAGGCUAUACCGACGCCAGCAUUCUGAUCUUCGAUACGCGGACGGGCGAGGAAAUUGUCGGCAUGGCUAGCCAGGAAACCUACGACGGAACCCGCAACACCGGGGUCAAUGCUGUGGUUGCUAGUAGCACGGGAUUCGACACACGGGAUUCAGUUGCGCCAGGCCGACGCGGUUCAAUGGGCGAAGACGAUGUGGUACACGGCGCCACAGGAUCUGACGAUGGAGUGGAAGGUGUUGUCAUUGCCGGCUAUGAGGACCGUUAUAUUCGGUUCUUUGAUGCUAAUAGCGGCCAAUGCACAUACACCAUGCUCGCACAUCCAUCGGCGAUUUCCUCACUAUCGCUCAGCCCCGACGGCAAGGAACUUGUAUCAGGAGGCCACGACGCCAGUUUACGAUUUUGGUCACUCGAGAAACGGAGCUGUACACAGGAGAUAUCCAGUCAUCGGAUCAUGAGAGGGGAGGGAGUGUGCAGUGUUGUUUGGAGUCCUGACGGGAGAUGGGUCAUCAGCUGUGGCGGAGACGGAGCAGUCAAAGUCUUUUCAAGAACAUGAUUGCGGCGGCGACUGCUGUGGAUUGUUGUUUUUGGUCUGUAGCCAUAUGAUUUGCGAGGCGCGAGGCUGCAUCGAAGCGAGGCAGAGCUGGUCAUGUGUUGCCCAUGUUACCUACUACCACUUGAACUACCUGACCACCGCCGGCCAAUCUAGCAGGAUUCGUCAAAGCCAAACAAAUGUCAAGUUUCAGGGUCAAAUUCAACCACCCGAGUCCACUCAGGCUCAACCGUGGAGACCAUCUCCUUGAUCUACAUUGUAGUUGUCUGAUUGGGAAACCUUUGGUCCGGCGGCACGGGGGGGG